Molecule: messenger RNA, 2619 nt
Organism: Aspergillus homomorphus CBS 101889
Lineage: Eukaryota; Fungi; Ascomycota; Eurotiomycetes; Eurotiales; Aspergillaceae
Product: putative DNA helicase
Exons: 3
Coding region: 312-2360 (682 amino acids)
Molecular function (GO): ATP hydrolysis activity; 5'-3' DNA helicase activity
Source: RefSeq, a predicted model, not a curated record
CCCCUCACGCGUCUUCCCCGCAGUCUGAUUUCAAGAUCUGAAGCUCCGGUCUGCUUGCAUCAUUGUUGAAAUCUGCAACCAGCAAUUGUCCUUGCCUCACUCAAUUGCCAUACCACACUACCACUUUACUGACGACAGUACCGUUUCCCCCGGGGAAAUAACGCAAAUUCACCCCGAACGCACCGCAAUUCCCCUACCUACCACCCGAACACCAAAACCACCCCCCUCACCACCAUACCCCGCCAUAGCAAACACCACACCAACACAGCUCCGUUCCAAGCCCACAAAAACCUCACCACACGACGACAACAAUGAAGCCCAACCCCCAACCAAUCCCCAUCCCCGCCUUCGCAACCACCCACCUCCACCACCUAAAAACCGAACACAGCCUCGAGAUCGCCUCGUCCACCCUCUCUGCCGCCUCCGUCGCCGCCAGCCCGUCCACGCGCCGCACCCUCCAAGCCACCGGCCACGCUCUCACAGGCCUAGUCCUCUCGCAAACCCGAACGGGACUAGGCGGUCGCCUCGUGGGCGAGUUCGUGCCUGACGCUGCAACUUUAUCCACAAGUUCCAAAGAGAAUAAGCAGACAAAUGGGAAGGAAGGCGAGAGGCUACGGCUCCCUGCGCAUGGGAUCCGGGUGGGCGAUGUGGUGCGCGUGCUGGAGAUAAGUCAUUCUUCGUCUUCGGCGACGGCGGGGGCGAAGAAGGGUGGUGGAGGUGGGAAGAAGGAUGGUGGAGGUGGGGAUGGAGGAGCGAAGAAGGCGCCGGAGGGGGUCGUUACUAGGGUUGGUGAGGGAGCUGUAUGGGUUGCGUUUGGGCAGCAGGGGGCUGCGGGUGCUGGGAAGAAGGAGGAGGAGGAGGGCGUCGAGGAGUUGUGGGGGAAGAGGGUUUGGUUUGUCAAGUUGGCGAAUGAUGUUACGUUUCGGAGGAUGAACCAGACGAUGGAUCGAAUGGCUAAAAUGCAGGAGUCCGAUCAUACCCACUUCAUGCGCGUCGCAUUCGGACACACCACCCCCCUGGCGCCGGACUACGACGUCUGCAAGGACAUGGAGUUCUCCGAUCCCACGCUCAACGACUCGCAGAAAGAGGCGAUCCGGUUUGCGCUGGCGGCGCGGGACAUCGCCCUUAUACACGGCCCGCCGGGCACGGGAAAGACGCAUACCUUGAUCGAGUUGAUUGUGCAGCUGGUGCAGCGGAACCAACGCGUCUUGGUCUGCGGGCCCUCGAAUAUCUCGGUCGAUAACAUUGUGGAAAGGCUGGUCCCUAAGAAGAUCCCCGUGGUGCGCAUCGGCCAUCCGGCGCGACUGCUGCCGGCCGUGCUGGACCAUUCGCUCGAGGUCCUGACGCAGACGUCCGAGGCGGCGGAGAUCGUGCGCGAUGUGCGGCGCGAGAUUGACCAGAAGCAGGCAAGUAUCCGGAAGACGCGGAGCGGGAGGGAGCGCCGCGCUAUCUACGAUGAUUUGAAGCAGCUACGUCGGGAGUACCGCGAGCGCGAAACGAAAUGCGUGGCCGACUUGGUGCGGGAGAGCAGCGUCGUGUUGGCGACGUUGCAUGGGGCGGGCGGUCAUCAGUUGCGCGGGCAGAAGUUCGAUGUGGUCGUGAUCGAUGAGGCCAGUCAGGCGCUGGAGCCCCAAUGCUGGAUACCGCUCCUGUCGGCCUCCAAGGUUAUCCUAGCGGGCGACCACCUGCAACUGCCCCCCACCGUCAAGUCGACGCGCGAGCAAAUGAAGAAUAGUACCGCGGAGGCGGGGGAGGAGCUGUUGCCUGACGUCUCGUUGGAGACGACGUUGUUCGACCGACUACUGGCUACGCAUGGACCGGGGAUCAAACGGAUGCUUACUACUCAGUAUCGUAUGCAUGAGACUAUCAUGCUAUUCCCAUCGCAGGAGCUGUACGAAUCGAAAUUAAUCGCGGCCGAGGCCGUACGAUCGCGUCGGUUGGCGGAUUUGCCGUAUGAAGUGCAGGCGACGGACGAUACGACGGCUCCCCUUGUCUUCUGGGAUACACAGGGCGGGGACUUCCCCGAGACCGCGGAGGAGACGGGGCUAGGCAAGUCAGAGAAGCUAUUGGGGGAAAGCAAGAGUAAUUCGAUGGAGGCGUUGGUGGUAGGACAGCAUGUUGAUGCCCUGGUGGCGGCUGGCGUGCAACCGAGCGAUAUCGCAGUAAUCACCCCGUACAACGGACAGCUAGCGGUUCUGUCGCAGAUGUUGCGCGAAAAGUACCCGGAUCUAGAAUUGGGCAGCGUCGACGGCUUUCAGGGGCGCGAAAAGGAAGCGGUAGUGGUCAGCCUGGUGCGCAGCAAUGAGGCCCAUGAAGUUGGAUUUCUGGCCGAGAAGCGCCGGUUGAAUGGUGAGUUCUAGAUUGAUUGUCGAAGGUCAGCAGCACUCUCACUGACUGGGCGCAAUAGUGGCCAUGACGCGGCCAAAGCGACACUUGUGCAUCUGCGGCGAUUCGGAGACGAUCAGCCAGUAAGUUUGGGGUGGUCGAUGUUGGAAAGGAGUGAAAACUGACAGACUGCAGGGGAAAUGGGUUCCUGAAGCGCUGGAUGGAAUUUCUAGAAGAGCAGGCCGAUCUGCGCUAUCCCGAUGCAGGGACGUUCUUGUGAUAGCGUCGAGGCUC